AUGAUGGACUACAUGACUGAGAAGUUUCCUCUGAAGUGUGAGGUUAUAAAGGGAGCUGAUUUUUACCUGGACCCUCUGAUGGAGCCCACAGACAGUGUUCAAUACUACAGCAAGAAUUCAAGCAAGAACAGCCAGCAUUACACACUGCAAACCCCUGAUCAUCACGCCAUCAUGGACCGAUCAUCUCCCUGUGAUAACCAAAACUCUACAGGUCCUCAUUUCUGCGGGGGAAAGACUGAUGGACCGCUGGAUGCAAAGACUUCCCCGAUUUCAGCUCGGGAUAAAACGGAAUUAACAGACGACCUGAGUGAAAAAUGCGACAGUAACGUGUCGAGCAGCAAAAAGCGACGCCAUCGAACCACAUUUACCAGCUCCCAGCUAGAAGAACUGGAGAAAGUCUUCCAGAAAACCCACUAUCCAGAUGUGUAUGUGAGAGAACAGCUGGCCCUGCGCACCGAGCUCACAGAGGCCAGAGUGCAGGUAUGGUUUCAGAACAGAAGAGCAAAAUGGAGGAAGAGGGAGCGUUAUGGACAGAUCCAACAGGCUAAAAGCCACUUCUCUGCUACCUAUGAUAUAUCAGUACUGCCCCGUACAGACAGCUACUCACAGAUUCCUAAUAAUUUGUGGCCAGCUCCAUCUCCCGGCGGCUCUGUGGUUUCCUCCUGCAUGCUUCCACGUGGUUCUCCACCCUGUGUACCAUCACCAUACCCCCACUCACCAAGGGCCCCUGAACACAGUUAUGUUGGCUUUCCCAACCACCAGCAAAACCAGUUUGGUGUCAAUCACGUCUCUCUCAACAACUUCUUUACUGAUUCUCUUUUGGCCCAGACGCCCAACAGCCACGCAGUCUUCGAGAGCAAGCCUGAGUUUGAACGCCGAUCAUCCAGCAUUGCGGUUCUGAGAAUGAAAGCCAAAGAGCACACAGCUAACAUUUCAUGGGCCAUGUGAGCCCCUAGCUCAAACUCUUAUUUGCAUUAAUAUUAAAAAUUACAGUACUAAAAUAAAUAAAGAUGGACAACUAAUCAUGCAAGGAUGAAUCAAUGCUGAUAAACCAAAUAUUGACUGAAAUGGUGGGACCUUUGAGGAUUUAUUCAGCACCUGUUAUUCUUCAAACUUUGAACAACUUGGCAAAAUAAAACAUGCAGUGUAUAUAGGAAUAUAUGAAUCUUUGAAUGAACUCUUUCAGUCGUGUGCCUUAUUAUAUUUGACGCACUUAUGGUGGUGUGAAAACGGUAACACAGGGAGCUUUAACAGCUAAAAAUAUAUUUUGUACUCAGGACCUGGCGUGGCAGAAAUGUUUGUAAAAUUUUUUCUUUGUGCUUUGAAGUAAAGCUAUUAUAAAUUUGUUAAAGUUCCACAACAGAGAAGUACCUUGCAUC
Molecule: messenger RNA, 1379 nt
Organism: Trichomycterus rosablanca
Lineage: Eukaryota; Metazoa; Chordata; Actinopteri; Siluriformes; Trichomycteridae
Gene: alx1
Product: ALX homeobox 1
Exons: 4
Coding region: 1-948 (315 amino acids)
Biological process (GO): negative regulation of DNA-templated transcription; embryonic skeletal system morphogenesis; positive regulation of transcription by RNA polymerase II
Molecular function (GO): RNA polymerase II transcription regulatory region sequence-specific DNA binding; DNA-binding transcription activator activity, RNA polymerase II-specific
Source: RefSeq, a predicted model, not a curated record